AUGUCUGCUACAAGUACUGAAAUAAUGGUUGAAGAAAUUGAAUUAAAUAAUACUUUUCAUUCAAGAUUAAACACUAAUAAAAAUGAAGAAAUAACUACUCAAAUUCAACAAUCACCACAAAAUGAAGUUCAACUGUUUGAAAAUAAUGAUCUAAACUCAAUUACAAACAAUGAAGAAGAAUCAUUUGAGGAUUCUUUAGAUGAUCCAAAAAAUUAUCCAGAUGGUGGUUUUAAAGCAUAUUUAACAUUAUUUGGUUGUUUUUUAGGAUUAAUAGUAAAUUUAGGAUUAAUUAAUUCAAUUGGUGCUGUACAAUCAUAUGUUUCAAAUAAUAUUUUAACUAAUUAUUCACAAUCUACAAUAUCUUGGAUUUUUUCUAUUUAUUUAUCAUUAGCUUAUGCUGGUGGAAUUUUUAGUGGUCCAUUUUUUGAUAAAUAUGGAACUUUAUAUUUAUUAAUUGCAAGUGGUGGAUUUAUUUUCGCGGGGUUAAUGGGAGCUGCUCAAAGUAAUCAAAUUUAUCAAUUCAUAUUAAGUUUUAUUGCUUUGGGAUUAGGUAAUGGAAUUGGAAUGGCUCCUUUAGUUAGUGUAAUAAGUCAUUUUUUUUAUAAUAAGAGAGGAGUAUGUACUGGGAUUGCAACAUCUGGUGGUAGUGUUGGAGGAUUAUUGUUUCCUUUAAUGUUGAGGAAAUUGUAUGUUAGUGUUGGAUAUGUUUGGGCUAUAAGAGUAUUAGCUUUCACUUGUCUUGGAUGUAUGAUUUGUUCAAUUUUAUUAGUAAAAGAAAGAUUUCGAAGAAAUAAGAAAAAAAUUGUUGAAACUAAUCAAAUGAAUAGUUUUGAAAAAAUUAAAUUAGAAAUUUUGGAAUUUGUUAAAAUUAAAGAUAUUAAAUUUGUUUUUGUUAUAUUAGGUGGAUUUUUUGCAGAAUUUAGUUUGGUGCUUAUAGUUACUUAUUUUGCAAAUUAUGCCAUUGCACAAGGUAUGAAUGAGGGUGAUAGUUUAUUAUUAUUAACUAUUUGGAAUGCAGUUGGUAUUGCUGGUAGAUGGUUACCAGGAUUAGCAAGUGAUUAUUUUGGUAGAUUUAAUGUUAAUAUUGUUAUGUUGGUGAUGUAUUCCAUAAGUAUAUUAGUCAUAUUAUUACCAUUUGGUCAUAAUCACAAAAUCUUGUAUGCAUUUGCGGUUGUGGGAGGUAUAUCACUGGGUUGUAUAUUAACUUUAUUACCUGCAUGUUUAUCACAAAUUACAAGAACUGAUCAAUUAGGUAAAAGAUAUGGUUUAUUAAAUUUCUAUUUAUCAUUAGCUAAUUUGUUUGGUAUACCCAUAGCUGCUGCUAUAUUAGAUACAAAUUAUAAUAAUUUAAUUGUAUUUAUUGGUUGUUUAUCAAUAGCUGGAUUGAUAUUUUGGACUGCGGCUAGAAUAUCAAUAGUUGGUAUUAAAUUAAAUGUUAAAGUAUAG
Lodderomyces jiufengensis is the source of this 1446-nucleotide messenger RNA. RefSeq lists its product as uncharacterized. Gene Ontology annotation, cellular component: fungal-type vacuole membrane. The transcript has a single exon. Gene Ontology annotation, molecular function: transmembrane transporter activity. The record is from RefSeq and is a predicted model, not a curated record. Lineage: Eukaryota; Fungi; Ascomycota; Pichiomycetes; Serinales; Debaryomycetaceae. Gene Ontology annotation, biological process: transmembrane transport. The coding region runs from base 1 to 1446 and encodes 481 amino acids.